UGUAAGGAUUACAUGGUGUGCUCAAUUGCCUGGGGGGAUUCGGGUAAUGACGUCACUCGUGUCGAAUUGUGUAAACAGAGUAGCCAACGUCUAGAAGUAAAACAUUUUUGGUGUUGUAAUAUUGGCACAUGUUCAUGCAUCGUCACACUCAUGCCGCUUAUGCCACUCAGAACUACCGAAAAAUGAAGUGAUGCGGGAAGGAUGGCUGAAAAAAAAGGAGGCUAUGUUUUACCACCAAAAGUUGAAUUUGCAAGGAUAUGCUCGGUUCAUUUUAGUCAAGAGUCCUUUCAUCAAGGUCGAGCACGGAAAGACCCUGUUAAGAAACGUCACCUACUACCAUCGGCUGUGCCAACGUUAUUUUUGAAUUGUUCAGAAGCUCCAAAUGUAAACAAGAAUGCGGUGGCUGAGUACAAAGAUUCUUUACCUGAUGAAGUUUUAUUGUGUCUGGUGAGAACACGUACGUACAUACGAAUAAAAGAAAAUGCCAAAAAAUCGUAUGUAAACAGAGAGAGAAGAAAAAAGGAGAAGAAAAUGAAGAAACUAGUGUCGUAA
This is a messenger RNA of Temnothorax curvispinosus, 552 nucleotides long. RefSeq lists its product as uncharacterized. The transcript is spliced from 4 exons. Bases 202 to 552 code for a protein of 116 amino acids. NCBI's taxonomy places the organism in Eukaryota, Metazoa, Arthropoda, Insecta, Hymenoptera, Formicidae. The record is from RefSeq and is a predicted model, not a curated record.